AUAAAAUCACCGCGCCAUGCGCGCCAUCCAGGAAUCCGUGGCCAAGUCACGCCAGGCGGCGCUGGAGCGUACGCUGCAGCGGCAGGCAGAGGAAGAAGCGGCGCAGGAGGCGCUGAAGCAAAAGAAGGCCUUAAGGCUGAAGAAGGAAAGAUGCUUAGAAGCGCGCCAUGAUCUCAUCCAAGCUGUGAACAUGGCGCAUGAAGACGAUGCCUUGGACUGUCUGGAGGAGAUGCGUGGCCACCUCGAUGUGUUGGUGGCCACCGAUGAGUAUGGCUCGACACUUCUGCAUGAAGCCUGUUCCCGCGGGAUGUAUCGCCUGGCAAUGGCCGUGCUGGAUGAAACCGAAGAGGACCAGGAAAGUCUCUUCCAACUGGACUAUCGGGGCCAGACGCCGCUGCAUCGCGCUGCCACCGCAGGCAGUGGUGAGAUUUGUGCAGCGCUCUGCAAGCUGCCGUUGUGUCAGAAGAGUUUGAAAGACUCGGAGGGCUUCACAGCGUUGCAGAUCGCCCAGCGCUGGGGCUUCAGUGCGGCUGCGGAUGCCAUUUUUCGGGCCAUCAAUCCAAUGCCUGAGUUGGAGCUGCAAGUCUUGGCACCACCAACGCCACCCGAGGAGACCAAAGUGGAAAAGGCGACGAAGGGUCGGUUGAAACCCGGCAGGCGAGGCGGUUCCAAGGAAAAGCGCGGCUCCGCGGCUUCACAGGAUAAACGCAGCUCCCUUUCCCGAGGCUCCUCGCAGGGCGGCGACCGAUCGGGUUCAGCACGCUCCUCGUUGAAAGAGGGGAAGCGUUCGUCACUGAAAAAGCAGGGGGAGGACCGUCGCCGCUCCUCUGGUGGCGCCUCCAACAGUGCGUCGCGCCUUUCGCGGAUGAGCUCGCGACAGAGCUCCCGGCAGAGCUCCAAGUUGUUCUCGCGGCAAGUCUCCGGGUCUACUGAGGAUAGAAGAACCAGCCGGAAGAACUCUCAGGACAUCGAGAACUGCGAGAACAGGUCUGACGCAGGUUUUUCUGCGGAGGGCAGCACUGGCGAGCCAACCUCUCCAGAUGCCCAGGCAUCGGCGCCCGAUUCUCCAGAGAAUCCUGAUGUAGAGGAGGAGGGAGGGCUCAGCUCAGAAGGCGAAGAAGGGCCACCACCGCCGCCCUUACCGGAAGACAUGGGAUACCAGGCGGGUUUCAAGGCAGUGGAAGACGAUCGCCUCGAGGACGCCUUGGCCUUGGCGCGGAGCUCCCUGUGGCCCUUCACGAACGAAGUGAAUUCUCGGGGAUGGACCUUGCUUCACCUGGCAGCCUUUCGGGGAUUCGAGGAGCUCUGUGCUUUGAUGUGUCAGCGUAAGGAUUUCAAGGGCGUCGACCGACCAGAGAAGGACUUCUGGGCCACGGCUUUGCAUUUCGCCGCCGGCAAGCGUCGCCCCGAGUGCUGCCGUGCCAUCGUGGAGAGCGGCCGAUGUCUGGACGUCAACGCCAAGGACAACAAGGGCCACACCCCGCUGCACCUGGCCGCGCUGCGUGGGGACAAGGAGUCCUAUGCAGCCAUUGCAGCUCAUCCGGACUGCAACCCACUGCUGCCAGACAAUGAUGGCAAGUCGGCCUUGGAGUAUGCCGCCGAUCGGGGUUUGGAGGUGGACUGCCAAGUUCCAGGACAUACUGAAAUUGCUUUCUGAAGCGAAUUCGGAAUGUGCACCAAGCGCAAGCCCUUGCCGCCGUGUGCUGUGCUCUGCUGUUGCUUGAUUUUCUGUGCUGGCCUUCAAAGAAGCCCGGCAGAUAGCGUCACCAGUGUGAAAA
This is a messenger RNA of Cladocopium goreaui, 1778 nucleotides long. NCBI's taxonomy places the organism in Eukaryota, Dinophyceae, Suessiales, Symbiodiniaceae. The record is from the annotation of a GenBank genome assembly.